AUGUCUAAGGUCUGGACAUUGCUGAUUUUACUUUCCGGCUUUAUUAUUUUCAGCGCCGCUGAAAACGUUCCAGACGAUCAAAAAAAUGAGGAGGAAACUGAAUAUAUAUCAGAAGAGCCAAAGUGCGGUCAAGCUAGUCCAAAGGCUUUUCAUUUAAAUCUAAAUAUAACUGGCAAUCAAGCAAGACCUGGAGAAUUUCCUUGGACAAUCGCCCUGAUCUAUAAUCUGAGCUUUAUUGGUGUUGGCUCGCUCAUUGCACCAGAUGUCGUCCUUACUGCAGCUCAUCGGCUAGUUAAUAUAACAACAGAGGAUUUUAAAGUCAGCGCAGGAGAAUGGGAAUAUGGAAAUUCCUUUAAAGACUACCCAUAUGAAGAGGCAAAUGUGUUGAAAAUUGUGAGGCACGAGUCAUUUGAUUAUAAACAUGGACUUAAUAACUUGGCUCUUCUGUUCCUGGACACCACAUACUCACUAACUUAUCGGAUUAAUACCAUAUGUCUGCCCGCCGAGAAGAGGUCGUUGAAUUCUAAACGUUGUAUGGUGGCUGGCUGGGGUAAAAAUGGAUUUAGAGAUGAGAAUUUCGCUACUGUGCUGAAGAAAAUAGAGUUGCCUAUCGUGCCAAGGGACAUUUGCCAGAAUCAGCUGCGAAAAACCAGGCUGGGCACAGACUUCCAACUGGGUUUCGGGUUGAUUUGUGCCGGCGGCGAGGAGGGCAAGGAUGCCUGCACCGGCGAUGGCGGUGGCGCACUUUUCUGCCCAAUGGACGAGGAUCCCGAACGGUUCGAGCAGAUUGGCAUUGUCAACUGGGGCGUUGGAUGUAAACAAAAGGACGUUCCCGGCACCUAUACAGACGUGGCCGAAUUUAAGCACUGGAUUGACCAGAAGAUUGAAGAAAAUAACUAUUUACCCGAUGAAAAUUAA
Molecule: messenger RNA, 918 nt
Organism: Drosophila rhopaloa
Lineage: Eukaryota; Metazoa; Arthropoda; Insecta; Diptera; Drosophilidae
Product: phenoloxidase-activating factor 2
Exons: 2
Coding region: 1-918 (305 amino acids)
Biological process (GO): proteolysis
Molecular function (GO): serine-type endopeptidase activity
Source: RefSeq, a predicted model, not a curated record